Molecule: messenger RNA, 1269 nt
Organism: Entamoeba invadens IP1
Lineage: Eukaryota; Evosea; Mastigamoebida; Endamoebidae
Exons: 1
Coding region: 1-1269 (422 amino acids)
Biological process (GO): cellular response to misfolded protein
Cellular component (GO): endoplasmic reticulum membrane
Molecular function (GO): Hsp70 protein binding
Source: RefSeq, a predicted model, not a curated record
AUGGAAACUUUUACAGAACACGACUCACUAUUGGAACAUCAACCCACUUCUCAAACUACUCAGAGGCCAGAAACCAACAUUAAACCGGAGACUGAAACUCGUGAUUUUCAAGACCCAAAUUUUGAUGAUCCACUGAAUUACUACGCAGUGUUGGGUGUUCCUCGCGAAGCAAGUCCAGAGUUAAUAAAACGAGCGUAUCGUAAACACGCUUUGAAAUUCCAUCCCGAUAAAAACCACAGUCCAAACGCCGAAGGGGAUUUUAACACAAUCAAAAACGCGUAUGAAGUUCUUUCUGACGAACAAAAGAAACGGAUGUAUGACUCCUUCGGCGCAGAGGGUGCACAAUAUGCUCAGUACAUUUGGAUGAUCAAACCAUUUGUCUAUAUUCUCUGCUGUAUUUUAGGCUUCUUCAUAGCAGUUGCUGCUCUAUUAUAUGACACAUGGCUUGUACUCACAAUCACCAACUUAGAGAAGGAAUUACAUUGGAAAAUUUCUGCAGUCAACGUGCCCUUAUACAUCUUGCUCUUCUUUUACAUGUUAAAUCUCCCCAACACACGUUUGGGGAAGGUGUUUGGUCUCAUCGAAUUUUGCACGGGGUACCUGGGCCUCAUUUUGUUCUUUGUGCGUGUUGAUUGCAAUAAAGGUGAUUAUCACUUGUGGUUGAUCCCUGCGUACAUUGCGUGUUUAUUUAGACUGUUAAAAAUGCUCCGAGAAGACUUAGGAGACUAUGUUGGGCAAGGAGAGAAUGGAGAAGUAAUUAACAUUCCUCGAAAAAAGCGUGUGGUGUUGCUGAAUGGUGUAUUAGAUCUUCUCGAGAAUGUAACUUUUAUUGGGUUGAUUGUCAGUAUUGGUGUUAGUGGUAACGAGAAAGAUUAUAUGUACGCAAUGAUAUUCUUUGCACUGUAUUUAGUCUUCAGAGUGGUGAGAUCAGCACUUUUGGAUCUUCACUUCUCGCGUAUUAAAUUGGUCUAUGAAAUUGUUGUUUGUCUGUUUUAUGCGGCUCAAGGCAUUAUGUUGGGUUCGGAUGUUGGAGUUCGAUGUUACAAAUAUUCCUAUGCUAUUGCGUUCAUCCCCGCACUUUUAUAUGGAGUUAUUAUCACUGCCAUUCCUCUCAUUGUGUGUCCACUUAUUUGUUGCUUCUUACCACCUCUUCUCGAGAAAGUGUUUGGAAGUGAUGAUCCAAACACACAACACAGAGAACCAGAGAAUCAACACACAAGUCAGCAACCAAGUCAGCAGUACCAAAACACUACUGCUUUACUGAAUUAA